Molecule: messenger RNA, 1170 nt
Organism: Solanum lycopersicum (tomato)
Lineage: Eukaryota; Viridiplantae; Streptophyta; Magnoliopsida; Solanales; Solanaceae
Source: RefSeq, a predicted model, not a curated record
AUGUUUUCGUUUCAUGCUUUUCGGAAUUGGAUUCAUCAGACUGUUCUAUUCAAAUUCCUUCUCUCGUGGUAUCAUUUCAUUUUCACUACAAAUCAUGAUUCGAUACUCCCAAAUGAAAUCAUAACAAACAUUCUCUUAAGGCUGCCCACAAAGUCUCUCUUGAUAUGUAUGUGUGUGUCAAAAUCAUGGCAUCAACUCAUAUCUAGCCCCGAUUUUGUGAACAUCCACCUCAAAUUAAACAAACAACAUAAAGUUCUAAUUCCAGGCUACUUUGCAAAUAUCAGGUUUUGUUCGCUCCCUCCUCUGUUUAACAAACAACUCACUCAAGAGCUAUAUCACAUGGAUCCUCCUUGUUCACCGCCUUUCUUUGUGGGUUCUGUCAAUGGGUUGAUUUGUCUUUUCAAUCGCAGAGGGGAUACAUAUAUAUGGAACCCCAUCAUUAGGAAGUCUAAGAAAUUGCUUAAGUCGUCGUGGGGUACCUCUCGCUAUACCAAAUAUGGUUUUGGAUACGAUGACAAAUGUAACGAUUAUAAAGCCCUAUUUAUUGAUCAUUGUGGUAAUUCAUGCAAUGAUGAGUUGUCCAACUUGAGGGUUGUUGUCAAUAUUUAUAGCUCGAGGACUGAUUCUUGGACAACACUCCAUGACCAGCUUCAGGGAAUCUUUGUAUUAAAUCGUUUAGGUAAAUUUAUCAAUGGGAAGAUUUAUUGGGCUACAUCUACGGGUAUUCAUGAUUUCAAUGUGCGCAACAUCAUUUAUUUUGAUGUAGCAAGCGAUACAUGGGGAAGCUUGGAGCUUCCCAUUUGUGGAGAAGAAGUUUUUAAUAUAAAAUUGGGAGUUGUCGAUAGUGAACUUUCUGUGCUCUAUACUUGUAAGGCAGGUACGACUUCUGAUGUAUGGAUUUUAAAAAAUCGCAGAGUUAAUGUAUCAUGGAUGAAACGGUUCACCAUAGAAUAUCCUCAAUAUGCUAUAUUGUAUGGGUUUGAUUCACCCAUAUUCACAUUUUCUAUAUACCUCAACCUGUCAGAUAACGAUGACAUUUUACUCUUGAUUCCCGGAAAGAUCAUGAUAUUUGAUGGUUCAACUAAAAAAUUCAAGCACGCUACUAUUGUUAAGGAAUGCAAUACUGCAGAAAUCUAUGGGGAAAGCAUGGUUAAUCCCCUAACAUUGUAA